This is a messenger RNA of Polyodon spathula (Mississippi paddlefish), 1005 nucleotides long. Its product is annotated as extensin-1-like. The transcript has 2 exons. The record is from RefSeq and is a predicted model, not a curated record. The coding region runs from base 1 to 1005 and encodes 334 amino acids. Lineage: Eukaryota; Metazoa; Chordata; Actinopteri; Acipenseriformes; Polyodontidae.
AUGUGUUUUACAAAGGGGCAGCCCAAAGUCCUUCACACGUCAGAGGUCAAAGGAGCUGAGCUACAGGGGUGUCCACACAGGUCAGCCGACCAUUACUGGACCCCUGCUUCAUUCAGGGAGAACAACCCAGCCGAGCAUUACCGGACCCCUGCUUCAUUCAGGGAGAACAACCCAGCCGAGCAUUACCGGACCCCUGCUUCAUUCAGGGAGAACAACCCAGCCGAGCAUUACCGGACCCCUGCUUCAUUCAGGGAGAACAACCCAGCCGAGCAUUACCGGACCCCUGCUUCAUUCAGGGAGAACAACCCAGCCGAGCAUUACCGGACCCCUGCUUCAUUCAGGGAGAACAACCCAGCCGAGCAUUACCGGACCCCUGCUUCAUUCAGGGAGGACAACCCAGCCGAGCAUUACCGGACCCCUGCUUCAUUCAGGGAGGACAACCCAGCCGAGCAUUACCGGACCCCUGCUUCAUUCAGGGAGAACAACCCAGCCGAGCAUUACCGGACCCCUGCUUCAUUCAGGGAGGACAACCCAGCCGAGCAUUACCGGACCCCUGCUUCAUUCAGGGAGAACAACCCAGCCGAGCAUUACCGGACCCCUGCUUCAUUCAGGGAGAACAACCCAGCCGAGCAUUACCGGACCCCUGCUUCAUUCAGGGAGGACAACCCAGCCGAGCAUUACCGGACCCCUGCUUCAUUCAGGGAGGACAACCCAGCCGAGCAUUACCGGACCCCUGCUUCAUUCAGGGAGAACAACCCAGCCGAGCAUUACCGGACCCCUGCUUCAUUCAGGGAGGACAACCCAGCCGAGCAUUACCGGACCCCUGCUUCAUUCAGGGAGGACAACCCAGCCGAGCAUUACCGGACCCCUGCUUCAUUCAGGGAGAACAACCCAGCCGAGCAUUACCGGACCCCUGCUUCAUUCAGGGAGGACAACCCAGCCGAGCAUUACCGGACCCCUGCUUCAUUCAGGGAGGACAACCCAGCCGAGCAUUACUGGACCUGA